Molecule: messenger RNA, 642 nt
Organism: Gordionus sp. m RMFG-2023
Lineage: Eukaryota; Metazoa; Nematomorpha; Gordioida; Chordodea; Parachordodidae
Product: craniofacial development protein 2-like
Exons: 1
Coding region: 1-642 (213 amino acids)
Biological process (GO): chromatin remodeling
Cellular component (GO): nucleus
Source: RefSeq, a predicted model, not a curated record
AUGUUCCUCAGGUUGGAAGAAGUGAAGAGUCUAUUAGGGGUGACAUCGAGACUGGCAAAUGAAGUGGGGAUUAUCCUGGCUGGUGAUCUGAAUGGACAUGUGGGAGCGAGUAGUGAGGGUUAUGGAGGAGUACAUGGAGGGUUCAGUUACGGCAUGAGAAAUUUUAAAGGAGAGAGGAUUUUAGAUUUUAGUGAUGCCAUGGAUAUGAUUGUCUGUAAUACAAUGUUUAAGAAAGAAUCAGAGAAGCUGGUGACUUAUAAGUCGGGUAGUACCCAAAGUGCAGUGGAUUACUUGUUAUUAUGGAGAUGUGAUCGAUGUAUAGUAAAAAAUAUGAAAGUGAUACCGGGAGAGGAAUGUAUAAAUCAGCAUCGACUAGUUGUAGGAGAUCUCACUCUUAAAGGUGCCAGGGUCACUAAAGGAAAGUUUGUCCCAAGGCUGAAGGUUUGGAAAUUGAAGGAGGAGAGUGCUAGACGUCAAUUCAAUAUGGCAUUAGCGAUUAGGGAGGCGGAGGUGGCACAAGUAUCUAGGGUGUAUGGCAAGUGGGAAGCCAUGAAGAAAGCCUGGGUAAUGACAACUGAGGAGGUAUGUGGAUGGACAAAAAGGCUGCCUAGACAUAAGGAGACUUGGUGGUGGAACCCGUAA